Dovyalis caffra is the source of this 1782-nucleotide messenger RNA. NCBI's taxonomy places the organism in Eukaryota, Viridiplantae, Streptophyta, Magnoliopsida, Malpighiales, Salicaceae. The record is from the annotation of a GenBank genome assembly.
AUGACAACUUUGGUUCCUAUAAGCAAUGAAACCCAGUUGCUAAUUCAAAGUAUAUGUGCAUCUGUAAUAAAGGGUAGCUGGAACAAUCUUUUGAGACCUAAAUUUGGCUCUAAGAAUCACCAUCUCAUUGCAGCAACAGCAACAAUCCGGCAGGUACUUUUGCAACUCUCUUUAUAUGACCAAAGUCCUUGUCUUUCAUGGGCUUUCUUUAAGUGGAUUGAAUAUUCAGUUCCUAACUAUAAACAUUCGUUACCAUCGUCAUGGACAAUGCUUUAUAUUUUGACAAAGCAUAAACAUUUCAAGACUGCUCAUACUUUGCUUGAAACGAUUGCUUUUAAGGAUUUUUUGUCAACUCAAUCUGUUUUGAGUUCAUUAGUGAAGAUUCAUGAUGACCCAGAUGUGAAUUCUCAUGUUUUGAGUUGGCUUGUGAUAGUUUAUGGGAAUUCUAAGAUGAACCAGGAGGCUAUUCAGGUUUUUGAGCAUAUGAGAGUGAAUGGGUUUAGGCCACAUUUGCAUGCUUGUACUGUGUUGUUGAAUUCGUUGGCUAAGGAUAGGUUAACCGAUACGGUGUGGAAAAUCUAUAAGAAGAUGGUUAGACUUGGGGUUGUAGCUAAUACUCAUGUGUAUAAUGUGUUGGUUCAUGCUUGUUGUAAGUCUGGGGAUGUGGAGAAAGCGGAUAAGGUUUUGAGUGAAAUGGAAUUGAAGUGUGUUUUCCCGGAUCUUUUCACGUACAAUACGUUGAUUUCACUGUAUUGUAAAAAAGGUAUGCAUUAUGAAGCCUUGUGUGUUCAAGAUAGGAUGGAAAGGACUGGAAUUAGUCCUGACAUUAUUACUUAUAAUUCACUUAUUUAUGGGUUUUGUAGAGAAGGUAGAAUGAGAGAGGCUGUGAGCCUUUUUAGGGAUAUCAAGGAUGUUGUUCCUAACCAUGUGACUUAUACUACUUUGAUUGAUGGAUAUUGUAGAGUAAAUGACCUCGAUGAGGCUUUGAGAUUGCGGGAUGUGAUGGUGGAAAAGGGGCUGUAUCCGAAUGUUAUUACUUACAAUUCAAUUCUGCGCAAGUUGUGUGAGGGAUGCAGGAUAAGAGAUGCAAAUAUACUGUUGAAUGAGAUGAGUGAAAAGAAGAUUGAACCAGAUAAUGUCACUUGUAACACAUUGGUUAAUGCCUACUGCAAGAUAGGUGAUAUGAGGUCUGCUUUAAAAGUGAAGGACAAGAUGGUGGAGGCUGGGUUAAAGCUAGACCAGUUUACUUACAAGGCAUUGAUCCAUGGAUUCUGUAAGGAAAAGGAGAUUGAUAAGGCUAAAGAGCUCUUGUUUGUUAUGCUGGAUGCCGGAUUUUCACCUAGUUAUUGCACCUAUUCAUGGCUUGUAGAUAGUUAUUGCAAACAACACAAGGAAGAGGCAGUCAUCAAACUUCCAGAUGAUCUUAUAAGAAGAGGUUUGUGUGUUGAUGUCUCAGUGUACAGGGCACUAAUAAGGAGGUUUUGUAAAAGAGAAAAGAUUGAUUGUGCUCAAAGAGUACUUGGUCUUAUGAAAGAGAAGCGUAUAUUUGGAGAUAGUGUCGUAUACACAAGUUUGGCGUAUGCUUACUGGAAACUGGGAAAAGUAGAUGUUACUUCAGAUAUUUUAGAUGAAAUGUACAAGAAAAGGCUGAUGAUCACUCUCAAAAUCUAUAGAUCUAUGAAUGCUUCUUAUGCUGGUGACAGCAGCAUCUUAAGUCUCUUCUGGAAUCAUGUGCUUGAGAGACGCCUGAUGUCAAAGAAUAUAUUGAAAGAUAUGCAGUAG